Coccinella septempunctata (seven-spotted ladybird) is the source of this 1875-nucleotide messenger RNA. Its product is annotated as xaa-Pro dipeptidase. The transcript has a single exon. The coding region runs from base 200 to 1672 and encodes 490 amino acids. The record is from RefSeq and is a predicted model, not a curated record. NCBI's taxonomy places the organism in Eukaryota, Metazoa, Arthropoda, Insecta, Coleoptera, Coccinellidae. Gene Ontology annotation, molecular function: metalloaminopeptidase activity; manganese ion binding.
GAACGAGUAACGAGUGAAUCAUAAUAUUCAUAAUAUUGAUAAUACAUGUAUUUAGUUAAGCACUGAUAAAUUCUUUUCUACUAUGAGAUUGAAGAUAAGUUUGUAGAUAAAAUCCAAGUGGCUUUUUUCAUGAGUAUCUGUGUUACCUACCAGAUCACGAUAAUUUAUUUAUGAGACAGAAUUUUCAAAUACCCAUAAAAUGAGCUCAGAAGUGGUAAAGAAUUCAGUGUUAUGUAUGGGUCCUGGAACUCACGGUGUACCCCUCAAACUCUUCGAAACAAAUAGAAGAAGGCUUGUGGAAAGACUGAAAUCGAAAAAUAUUGGAGAAGGUAGUAUUGUUCUUUUACAAGGUGGAAACGAUGUCCCUGUUCAUGAUACAGACACCACAUACUUAUUUCGACAAGAAUCUUAUUUUAUGUGGGCAUUUGGAAUAACUGAUCCCGGAUGUUACGGGGCUAUAGAAGUGGACUCCGGUAAUGCUCAUAUUUUUAUUCCAAAAUUUCCAGCAGAUUAUGGAAUAUGGAUGGGAAGAAUUUUAGAACGACAAGAAUGGGGUCAAAAAUAUGCAAUUGAAAAUGUACAUUAUGUUGAAGACAUUAAAAAAGUAAUGAGUGAAUUGAAACCUAAUAUGAUUCUUACUUUAAAAGGUAUGAAUACUGAUAGUGGCUUGUGUUCCAAAGAAGCAAAUUUCAAAGGAAUUGAAACUUUCAAUGUGAAUAAUACAUUGCUGUUUAAUGAAAUCGCGGAUUUAAGAGUAUUUAAAACUGAUUUGGAAAUAGAAGUUUUGAAGUAUGUGAUAGAGGUUUCCUCUGCCGCCCAUCGAAAAGUUAUGCGCUGUGUAGAGGCUGGAAAAAGCGAGUAUCAAUGUGAAUCUGAAUUUUUACAUUACUGUUAUCAAAUUGGGGGAUGCAGACAUGUUUCAUAUACUUGCAUCUGUGGUACUGGCCCAAAUGCAUCUAUUCUUCACUAUGGUCAUGCAGGAGCUCCAAAUGAUAGAAAGAUUAAAGAAGGAGAUAUGUGUUUGUUUGAUAUGGGAGCUAAUUAUUUUGGAUAUGCAUCUGAUAUAACCUGUUCGUAUCCAGUGAAUGGUAAAUUCAGUGAAGACCAAAAAAUGAUAUAUAAUGCUGUAUUAAGAGCCAAUUUAGCUGUUUUGUCUUCUGCCAAACCUGGUGUUUCUUGGGCAGAUCUUCAUGUUCUUGCUAUUACCACUCUUUUAGAGGAUUUAAAGAAAGGAGGAAUUCUUGUUGGAGAUGUUCAAGAAAUGUUGAAAGCAGGGGUUGGUGCAAUCUUUCAACCUCACGGUCUUGGACAUCUUAUGGGUUUAGAUGUCCAUGAUGUUGGUGGUUACCUACCUAAUAAUCCACCAAGACCAAAACAUGUACCUGGUGUUGAUAAAUUAAGAACAGCUAGAAUUUUAGAAGAGCGCAUGGUUUUAACCAUAGAACCUGGAUGCUAUUUCAUCGAUCAUUUACUAGAUCAAGCACUGAAAGAUUCAAAUUUAUCUAAAUAUUUUGUAGCUGAAGCUGUGAGUAAAUUCAGAAAUUUUGGAGGUGUAAGAAUUGAAGAUGAUGUUUUAAUCACCAAGGAUGGAGCUAUUAAUUUGACAAAAGUACCAAGAACUGUUGAAGAAAUAGAAAGAUGGAUGGCCGGACACGAUGAUGAAAAAUAUUGAAGGAUUAGUUCAUUCCUGUAUCUGAUUGAUAAGAUAUAUAAUUUAUUGGGAGUAUGUUGUAGAGUUUUAUAUUAUAUUAUAAUACUCAUUUAAUUAUAAUCAUUAUCUUAUUACCUGUUGAAUAAUAUUUAAAAAAAUAUAAUUUAUGUCGAUAUGGGGUAUACUUACAUGGAAAUUUGAGAAAAAUAAAUCAUUUACCUUGA